ACCCCAGCACUCCCUCUCUCCUCCUCAUUAUGGACAGAGCUUCCCUUAAGCUGAACGACGGCCGGCAGGAACAGUGGAUAUGAACACAAUCAGAGCCCAGCUAUGUUUGGGGAUCAUAAGUUACAUUUUGUUCCAAGGUGGUUCCUCCCAAAGCCCACGAGUCCAGAGCCUUGGAUUUCGGCAGGGUAAUAAGCCUUCCACUUUUACAACUCACUCGGCACCUCAAUCCACCACAGAUAUUCCAGUAUCUUUGAGGAUGUCCACACUGGUCACCACAGUGAGGGAUGAAUCAUCAAAUCCAAGAACAUCCACCUGGAAUAGUUUCCAGUCUUCUCCCUUUAGUCCUACAACAAAGACUCAGACACAAGAAGCCACCCCAGGGCGAGCUGUAGGUACAAGUGCCCUGAGUCAUAAAACCAGGGAAAGAUCCCCGAUCCCCACUUCUUUAGUUGCAACUUCAGACAUUAUCCCCAAGUCAACCAUAAUGGACUUGAGAACAACUGAAAAACCUGUCUUGCCCACCCCAACGUCUGAGACUGUGCUGACUGUGGCAGCAUUUGGAGUUAUCACCUUCAUCAUCAUUUUGGUGGUCGUAGUAAUUAUCCUGGUCAGUGUGGUCAGUCUGAGGUUCAAGUGUCAGAAAAAUAAAGAGUCAGAAGACCCCCAGAAGCCAGAUAGUUGUGGAAUGUCUGAAAGCUCCACAGCCAAUAGGGAGAAGGACACCAGCAUCACACUCAUCUCCAUGAAGAAUAUUAAUUCAAAUAAUAACAAGGGCUGUUUUACAGAAGAGAAGGUUCUAUAAACUUGGCCUUGAGUGACAAGGACUCAGGAAGCAACAACUGUGAUGGUGGAUUGUUGGAGUGAUAUGGAAGGAAGCCAAGGCAUGAUAUAUUCCAUGCAAAUUAUUGCAUUUCAAAUCCACACUUGAAGAUGAAGGAGACACAAGCCUUGGUUUAGAUUUGAAAGAAUUGUCUCCCAAUUUUGAACAUAAAUAAUAAUCCCAGAAACAUAACCUACCCUUCCCAUCUCCCUGGGAUCAUAGAGAAGAGACAAAUACAGCACGGAGACAAAUAGGUCUUGCGUUGGGACUGGGAGAUAUUUGUACUUUUCAUUUUUAAUAUAAUUAAAAUUAUUUUUGGUCUGCAGCA
Molecule: messenger RNA, 1148 nt
Organism: Sarcophilus harrisii (Tasmanian devil)
Lineage: Eukaryota; Metazoa; Chordata; Mammalia; Dasyuromorphia; Dasyuridae
Gene: ECSCR
Product: endothelial cell surface expressed chemotaxis and apoptosis regulator
Exons: 10
Coding region: 80-802 (240 amino acids)
Biological process (GO): negative regulation of angiogenesis; positive regulation of proteasomal protein catabolic process; positive regulation of endothelial cell apoptotic process
Cellular component (GO): cytosol; plasma membrane
Source: RefSeq, a predicted model, not a curated record